AUGGAGCUCGUCUCGCCGUACGCGAUGUGGUCCAAAAGUGACCCGCAAGUGACCGAGGAACAGAAAGGCUCGCACAACUCGUAUUCGAUGACCAGCCCGCUCGCUAAAGACGGCUCCGACUUCCCAGCCAAGAAGUUCGUGACGGCCGAAGCUCUGGCGAGCUACAAGCCGGUUGCGACGCUCGUGGCGGGCCAGGAGUUCUCGUGGGACUUGGCAGGAACAGCGACACAUAACGGCUACGACCUCAUGAAGACGAUGGUCGUCAUGGCUAGCUGGAUUGGCGGCUGCCCACUGCAGAAGCCGUACAAGUUCAAGGUUCCUGACAUCCCUGGAUGUGAUAAGGUGCGCGGCUCUCGAGCUUGCCUUGAGGUGUCCAUCUUCUGGUGGUCCUGGGUGAACGAGACAGGCAACCGCGAGAUGUACCAAAACGCCGCCGUCGUCUCGGUCAGCGGGACCGCCAAGUCGUUCACCGGUCCGCAGAUUUACCGCGUGAACACUUUCGGUGAGGGCGUCUGCGUCAACACGGAGGGCACGGACGAUGUUUUCCCCAACCCAGGUCCGCAGGUAUUCUACGGCGGCAAGGCCUCGGCCAGCAGUCCCAAGAUCUCGCUGACAUGCCCAGGCUGGGACAACAACAAGAUGGUUACGGUUACGGGCACAGGGAGUGGUCCUGCUGCGCCCGCCAGUUCUGGCGGCGGAUACGCUUCGUCCGGCGCGACCAACUCUGGCGCGACAGGUGCGACCGGCGCAACAGGUGCGACCGGUGCAACAGGUGCUACGGGGACAGCUGCAGCGUCCGGUGGUAACGCGAGCGCGUCGGCGGCGUCGGGAACGGGAACGAAUGGCGCGACAGACGCAGCCUCGACUGGAGGUGCUGCGGGUACGGCAGGGAGCUCGCCGACGGACACUGCUGCAGGCGCGGCGGGUACCGGUUCGAGCGAGUCUGGCGACGGUUCAGGUGCCGGGGCUGGUGCAGGUCCGGGUACUGGCGCAGGUACAGGCGGUACGACGGGAGGAGCAGGCUCGACGACGGGCUCGACAGGCUCGACCUCGCUCUCCACGAACGACACCAAAUUCCUCAUGUUCGGCGGCGGCUUCCUCGCGCUCCUCCUCCUCGCCGGCUGUUUCAUCUUCGCCAUGCACCGCAACUCGCAAGGUGGAGGUGGGGGACGAGGAAGACGGUACCAGGACAGCGACACGUCCGACAGCAGCGAUUCCGAUUCUUACGACGAGAAGCCGCGAAGGCGGCACCGUCACCACCACCGGUACCGGGACUAA
This is a messenger RNA of Rhodotorula toruloides NP11, 1278 nucleotides long. Its product is annotated as endoglucanase. NCBI's taxonomy places the organism in Eukaryota, Fungi, Basidiomycota, Microbotryomycetes, Sporidiobolales, Sporidiobolaceae. Bases 1 to 1278 code for a protein of 425 amino acids. The transcript is spliced from 10 exons. The record is from RefSeq and is a predicted model, not a curated record.